Molecule: messenger RNA, 10184 nt
Organism: Colossoma macropomum (tambaqui)
Lineage: Eukaryota; Metazoa; Chordata; Actinopteri; Characiformes; Serrasalmidae
Product: protein NLRC5-like
Exons: 51
Coding region: 231-9707 (3158 amino acids)
Molecular function (GO): protein binding
Source: RefSeq, a predicted model, not a curated record
CCGCUGCACAAAGGAUGUGCGCGACUUUUCCGCUUCGUAGUGCCAGAGAUAAACAGCGAAUAUGACCGAACAUCGAUUUUAGCGUUAUCAUCUCCUUUUCUCUAAAUCAGACGAACCUAUUAGUCCACACAGAACUGGAGGAAAAGAUGAAGCUGAAUGGCCAAGUCAGCAGAUUUAGUGCUGAUGGUUGAUGCAACUGAGAUCCUCCAUACGCUUACUUUACUGAAAUAAUGGCGGAUGAAUAUGGAAAAAUGAAAGACUCUGAAAUGAGUCUCCAGGAGGAGCACAGACAGAGCCUAAGUGGAACUGAGAAAAGGUCAAACUCCCCUGUGUCCAGCUGUGCAUCCUUGAAGAGUGAUAACUCAAUGGCAGAACCUCUCACCUUUAAAGGGGGAUCAGGCCAUCAGGAAGGUGGAACUGAGAAAAGGUCAAACUCCCCUGUGUCCAGCUGUGCAUCCUUGAAGAGUGAUAACUCAAUGGCAGAACCUCUCACCUUUAAAGGGGGAUCAGGCCAUCAGGAAGGUGGAACUGAGAAAAGGUCAAAGUCCCCUGUGUCCAGCGGUGUGUCCCUGAAGAGUGAUAACUCAAUGGCAGAACCUCUCACCUUCAAAGUGGGAUCAGCCCCUCAGGAAAGUGAAACUGAGAAAAGGUCAAAUUCUCCUGUAUCCAGCCAUGUGUCCCUGAACAGUGAUCACUCAAAGACAGAACCUCUCACCUUCAAAGUGGGAUCAGCCCCUCAGGAAAGUGGAACUGAGAAAAGAUCAAACUCCCCUGUAUCCAGCUUUUAUAAGAGUGGCCACUCAGUGGCAGAACCUCUCACAUUCAAAGAGGGAUCAGCUCCUCAGGAAAGACCUGAGGAAAGGUCAAUCUCCCCUAUAUCCAGUUUGUCUAUGAAGAGUGACCAGUCAAUGGAUGAAAUUCUUACCUUCACAGAGGGAUCGGCCCCUCAAGAAAGUAACACUGAUCCCUCUGUAUCCAGUCAAGAGCCCAUGAGGAAGAAGCAGGCAAAAAAUAUCACUGUCCAUUUCACAAAAAAUCCAAUCUCCUGGAAAAGAAAGAAUUCAGAGUCACCUGGACAUAUAAAGCUGUCACCUACUGAGCGAAGACAGAAUUCAGAGUCACCCGGACGGUCAACCACUGAGGGAAGGGACCAUAAGGGGUCAGAGUCUACUGUGAAAAAUCGCAAGCUUCAAAAGAAGCGUACAGACUUUCUCUACAACAUCUUCAAUGAUCUUCAGAAAAAAAUCUUCGUGUUUAUAAAGCAUGAGCUGAAAAUGUAUAAGAAUCUUCUGAGAAAGGAAAACACAAAUUAUUACGGAGAUAUGAAGGAAGAAAUGUGGAAUUUAAGAGAGGGAGUUCUUACCAUGACGCUGUUCUUCCUGAAGAUGAUGGAACAUGAGGACCUUGCUGAGGCACUGCAAGAUGACCUAAUUGGAUUUCAACAACGCACACUCAAAUCAAAUCUGAGUAAAAAGUGUAAACAUGUGUAUGAAGGAAUUGCAAGGCAAGGAGAUUCCAAAAAUCUAGAUGAUAUCUACACAGAUCUCUACAUCACUGAAGGUGGACAGGGAAACAAAGAACAUGAAAUUGGACGUAUUGAAAACAACAAUGCAAAGAAAAAUGCAAACCAAAUGGAGCAAGAGAAACAAAUCAGAUGCAACACCAUGUUUGAACCAUCAUCUGAACAAGACAAACCCAUCAGAACUGUGAUAACUCAGGGGGUUGCAGGUAUGGGAAAAUCAAUCUGUGUCCAGAAGUUUAUUUUGGACUGGGCUGAAGGUGAAGAAUAUCAGGACAUCAAGUUCAUAUUCCCACUUCCCUUCCGAGAACUGAACUUGAAGAAGGAAAAUCAAAGUUUGAUGGACAUCAUCUAUUUUUUUUUCCCAGAGACACAAGGCCUGAGAUUCUCAGAUAAGUACAAAGUUAUGUUUAUCUUUGAUGGCUUGGAUGAAUGUCAGCUUCCUCUAGCCUUCCAUGAAAAUGCGACGUUGUAUAAUGCCUCAACAUCAGCCCCAUUGGAUGUUGUAAUGACAAACCUCAUCAAGGGAAAUCUGCUUCCCUCUGCUCUGAUCUGGAUAACCACUAGACCAGCAGCAGCCAGUAAGAUCCGUGCUGAGUUUAUUGACCGGGUGACAGAGUUGCGUGGUUUCAGUGAUGAGCAGAAGGAUGAGUACUUCAGAAAGAGAAUCAAUGACCAGAACCAGGCCAACAAAAUAAUUAAGCACAUCAGAGAAUCAAGAAGCCUCCACAUCAUGUGCCAUAUCCCUGUUUUCUGUUGGAUCUCUGCCACUGUACUUCAGAAAAUUUUGGAAGGAUCAGAGAAUAAGGAGACACCAAAGACACUAACAGAAAUGUACGCCUGCUUUCUGAUCUUUCAGGCUGUACAGGGGAAUGUGAAGUACUCUGGAAAGAAUGCCUUGGACACUCCCUGGGAUAAAAAAGGCAUUCUGUCACUGGGAAAGCUGGCUUUUCAGCACUUGGAAGAAAAUAGCCUCAUCUUCUAUACAGGACAUCUAGAAGCCUGUGGAAUUGACCCCAGUAAGAUGUCAGUGUACUCAGGACUGUGCACUCAGGAAACAGUCAGAUUUCUUGGCACAGUUUACAGCUUUGUGCAUCUGAGCAUUCAAGAGUUCCUUGCUGCAUUAUUUGCAUACAUAUCUCUCAGAAAUGAAGAUAAGAAUGUUUUAGACAAACAGUCCACAUCACUGGAGAGCAACAAACCGAAAGUAAUUGAUUUGCUCAAGACUGCAGUAGACAAGGCAUUGAAAAGCGACCAUGGACAUCUGGACCUUUUCCUUCGCUUCCUUCUAGGCCUGUCCCUGGAGUCAAAUGAGAGGCUUAUUCGAGACCUGUUGAAAGAAACAGGAGACAAUUCUACCUGCCAGAAGGACAUAGUUGAGUACAUCAAGUUAAUGUUCAAACAAAAUCCAUCUCCAGAGAGAUCAAUCAAUCUCUUCUACUGUCUGAAUGAGUUAAAUGAUGAUUCUCUUGUGAAAGAGAUCCAGAGUUACAUGAGCUCAGGAUGUCUCUCUGAAGCUGAACUCUCACCUGCACAGUGGUCAGCUCUGGUCUUUGUGCUGCUGACAUCAAAAGAGAAGCUGGAAGUGUUUGAGUUGCAGAACUACAUCAGAUCAGAUGAGUGCCUUAUCAGACUGCUGCCAGUGGUCAAGAAUGCUACAGCUGCCUUGCUUAGUAAAUGUAACCUGACAGAGAGAAGCUGCUCAGCUCUGUGUAAAGUUCUUAGUUCGGAAUCCUGCAGCUUGACUCGAAUAGAUAUGAGCAGCAAUGCUAUAAAUGACAAAGGAAUGGAGAUGCUUUCUGCCAGACUGAAGAGUCCUAACUGUAAACUGAAGAAACUGAGUCUUUCAUUCUGCAGUAUAACAGAGAAAGGAUAUGCUGCUCUGGCUUCAGCUCUGGAAUCAAACCCCUCAUCACACCUGGAAGAGCUGGAACUCAGAGGGAAUGAUCCUGGAGACACAGGAGUGCAGCUUCUUACUGUUUUACAAAAGGAUCCAAAGUGUAAACUGAAGACACUGAGCCUGUUGAAAAGUGAUGCUGCAGAGAAAGCCUAUGCUUCACUCACUGAAACUCUAGGAAAAAACCCCUUACUGCUAAGAGAGCUGGAUCUAAGUGGCAAAAUACAAGGAGGUUCAGGAAUGAAGCAGCUCUCUGCGCUACUGGAGGAUUCACACUGCAGACCUAAGACACUUAGCCUGAUCAAAAGCAGUAUUAGAGAAAAAGACUGUGCAGAUCUAUCAUCAGCUCUUUAUUCCAAUCCUUCACACCUGAUAGAGCUGGAUCUGAGUGAGAAUAAACUAAGAAACUCUGGAGUGAAGGAGUUCUGCGCACUACUAAAGAAUCAGAACUGUAAACUACAGAAACUUGGUCUUUCAUUCUGCAGUAUAACAGAGGAAGGAUAUGCUGCUCUGGCCUCAGCUCUGACAUCAAACCCCUCAUCUCAUCUGAUAGAGCUGGAUCUCAGAGGGAACGAUCCUGGAAAUACAGGAGUGAAACUGCUCACUGAUCUACUAGGAGAUCCAAAAUGUAGCCUGAAGACAAUUAGACUGUUGAAAAGUGCUGAUGCAGAGAAAGUCUAUGCUUCACUGACUGAAACUCUAGGAAAAAACCCCUUACUGCUAAGAGAGCUGGAUCUAAGUGGGAAAAUACAAGGAGAUUCAGGAAUGAAGCAGCUCUCUGCUCUGCUGGAAGAUUUGCACUGCAGACCUGAGAAACUUAAGCUGAAUAAGAGCAGUAUUACAAAGGAAGGCUGUUCUGCUCUAUCAUCAGCUCUUUGUUCAAAUCUGUCACAUCUGAGAGAGCUGGAUCUGAGUGAGAAUAAACUAGGAAACUUUGGAGUGAAGAAGAUCUGUGAUGUGUUGAUGAAUUCUCACUGUGAACUAGAUAAACUGGGACUUUCAGAUUGCUGUGUAACAGAGGAAGGAUAUAUUGCUCUUGCCUCAGCUCUGAAAUCAAACUGCUCAUCACACCUGAUAAAGCUGGAUCUCAGAGGGAACGAUCCUGGAGACACAGGAGUGGAGCUGCUCACUAAUUUACAGAAGCAUCAACAGCGUAAAAUGACACUGAGAUUAUUGAAAAGUGAUGCUGCAGAAGAAGCCUUUGCUUCCCUGACAAAAACUCUAGGAGAAAACCCAUUACUGUUAACAGAGCUGGAUUUAAGUGGUAAAAUACAAGAAGACUCAGGAAUGAAGCAGCUCUCUGCUCUACUGGAGGAUUUACACUGCAGACCUACGAAACUUAAGCUGGAUAAGAGCAGCAUUACAGAGGAAGGCUGUCGUUCUCUAUCAUCAGCUCUUUGUUCAAAUCCUUCACAUCUGAGGGAGCUGGAUUUGAGUAAGAAUAAACUAGGAAACUCUGGGGUGAAGCAUAUCUGUUCUCUACUGAACAAUCAGUGCUGUAAACUGCAGAAGCUGAAGCUUUCAUUCUGCAAUGUAACAAAGAAAGGAUAUGCUGCUCUGGCCUCAGCUCUGAAAUCAUCACACCUGAUAGAGCUGGAUCUCAGAGGGAACGAUCCUGGAGAUACAGGGGUGAAGCUGCUUACUGAUUUACCAGAGGAUCCAAACUGUAAACUGAAAACAAUUAGGCUGUUGAAACGGUCUACUGCAGAGGAAGUCUGUGAUUCUCUGACUAAAGUUCUAGGAAUAAACCCCUUACUGCAGAGAGAGCUGGACCUGAGUGGGAAAAUACAAGGAGAUUCAAAAAUGAAGCAGAUCUCUAAUCUACUAGAGGAUUUACACUGCAGAACUAAGAAACUUAAGCUGAAUAAGAACAGUAUUACAGAGGAAGGCUGUGCUGCUCUAUCAUCAGCUUUUUGUUCAAAUCCUUCACACCUGAUAGAGCUGGAUCUGAGUGAGAAUAAACUAGGAAACACUGGAGUUAAGCACAUCUGUAUUAUGUUGACGAAUUCUCACAUGAAACUUCAAAAACUGGGAUUUUCAAGCUCUAAUAUAACAGAGGAUGGAUAUGUUGCUCUGGCUUCAGCUCUGAAAUCAAACCACUCAUCACACUUAAUAGAGCUGGAUCUCAGAGGAAAUGAUCCUGGGGAGAAAGGAGUGGAACUUCUUACUGACCUACUACAGGAUUCAAACUGUAAACUGACAACACUGAGGCUGUUGAAAAGUGAUGCUGCAGAGAGCGCAUGUACUUAUCUGACUGAAGCUCUAGGAAUAAAUGUGUUACUGCUGAGAGAUAUGGAUUUGAGUGGGAAAAUUCAAGGAGAUUCAGGAAUAAAGCAGCUAUCUGCUGUACUGGAGGAUUUACACUGCAGACCAAAUAAACUUAAGCUGAACAGCAGCAAUAUUACAGACUGUACUGCUCUGGUAUCAGCUCUUCGUUUAAAUCCUUCACAUCUCAUAGAGCUAGAUCUUAGUGACAAUAAAUUUGGAAACUUUGGAGUUCAGCAGAUUUGUCCUCUACUGAAGUACUGUAAACUGCAGAUUCUGGGACUUUCAUUCUGCAGUAUAACAGAGGAAGGAUAUGCUGCUCUGGCUUCAGCUCUGAAAUCAAAUCCCUCAUCACAUUUGAUACAGCUUGAUCUCAGAGGGAAUGAUCCUGGAGAAUCAGGAGUGGAACUGCUCACGAAUCUACUAGAGAAUCCAAAAUAUAGCCUGAAGACAAUUAGGUUUCUGAGCACUCCUGCUGCAGAACAUGCCUGUGCUUCUCUAACUAAAAUUCUAAAAAGAAACCCAUUACUGCUGAAAGAUUUGGAUAUGAGUCAGAAAAUGCGAGGAGACUCAGAUGUGGAUCAGCUGUGUUCUUUACUGGAAGAUUCACACUUUAAAAUAAAGGAGCUUAGACUCAAUAAGUGUAAUCUAACCAAGGAAAGCUGCCUGACCCUAGCCUGCAUUCUCAACUUGGACUCCACUGUGAGAAAAAUAGACCUCAGUAACAAUGAUCUACAGGAUACAGGAAUGCAGUGUCUGGCUGCUGGACUGAAGAAUCCAAAAUGUAAACUGGAGAUUCUGAUGCUUAGUAAAUGUGAAUUAACGGCGGAAGGCUGUUCAGCUUUAGCUGAAGUUCUCAACUGUUUAUACCCCCACCUCAAAGAACUGGACCUGAGCAAUAAUAAUCUGCAGGAUUCUGGAGUGGUGCAGCUCACUGCUGGACUGAAAAAUCCAAUGUCUACACUCAAGAUAAUGAGACUGAGUAACUGCAGUAUCACAGAGAAAGGCUGUGCUGCUGUGGCUUCAGCUCUGGGAACAAAUCCAUCACACCUGAUAGAGCUGGAUCUGUGUGGAAAUAAAAUAGGACACUCAGGAGUGAAGCAGCUCUCUGAUCUACUGAAGAAUACAAACUGCAUACUACAAAAGCUUAUAAUCAGUUAUAAUAACAUCCAAGAAAAAGGAUAUGCUGAUCUGGCUUCAGCUCUGCAAUCGAACCCCUCAUCACACCUAAUAGAGUUGGAUCUCAGAGGGAAUGACCCAGGAGACAAAGGAGUGAAGCUGCUCACUAAUUUACAGAAGCAUCAACAGCGUAAAAUGACACUGAGGUUGCUGAAAAGUUCUGCUGCAGAGGAAGCCUGUAAUUCUCUGACUAAAACUCUGCAAGCAAACCCCUUACUGCUGAGUGAGCUGGAUCUGAGUGGAAAAAUGAAAGAAGACUCAGGAUUGAAGCAGCUCUCUGCUCUGCUAGAGGAUUCACACUGCAGACCUAAGAAACUGAAGCUGAAUAACAGCAAUAUUACAGAGGAAGGCUGUGCUACUCUAGCUUCAGCUCUUGGUUCAAAUCCUUCACACCUGACAGAGCUAGAUCUGAGUGGGAAUAAAUUAGGAGAGUCAGGAAUUAAGCAUCUGUGCAGUGUGCUGGAGAAUACACAAUUCAAACUCUGGAAACUGCAACUGAGUAAUUGCAGUGUAACAGAAGAAGCCUGUGCUGCUCUGUCAUCAGCUCUGAAAUCAAACCCUUCACACCUAGGAGAACUGGAUCUGACCAGAAAUGAAGUAGGAAACUCAGGAGUGAAGCAGCUCGCCGAACUACUAAAGAAUUCACUCUGCACUGUAGCAAAACUAAAUCUCAGAGCUUGCUGCCUCUCAGGAGAGGGAUAUGCUGCUCUGGCUUUAGCUCUGCAGUCAAACUGUUCAUCACACCUGAUUGAAUUGGAUCUCCGAGAGAAUGAUCCUGGAGACAAAGGAGUGCAGCUUCUUACUGAUUUACAAAAGAAUCCAAAAUGCAAACUAAUACUAAGAUUUUUGAAUAGUGAUGCUGCAGAGAAGGCUUGUGCUUAUUUGAGUAAAGUUUUAGGAAAAAACCCCUUACUUGUGAGAGAUCUGGAUCUCAGUGGGAAAAUACAAGGAGACGCAGGAAUAAAGCAGCUCUCUGAUCUGUUGAGGGAUUCACAUUGCAUACUGAAAACACUUAAGCUUAAUAACAUGAGUAUAACACAGGAAGGCUGUUCUGCUUUGGCAACAGCUCUUUUUUCAAAUCCUUCCCACCUGACAGAGCUGGAUCUGAGUGGGAAUGAAAUAGGAAACUCUGGAGUGGAGAAGCUCUCUGAUCUACUGAAGAAUGCAUACAGCAAACUCACAAAACUGAUUCUUUCAUUCUGUAGUUUGACCGAGAAAGAAUAUACUGCUCUAGCUUCAGCUUUGCAAUCAAACUGCUCCUCAUACCUAGUACAGCUGGAUCUCAGAGGGAAUGACCCUGGAGAAACAGGAGUGUCGGUUCUCAUUAAGUUACAAAAUGAUCCAAAAUGUAAACUGAAGACACUGAGGCUGCUGAAAAAAGCUGAUGCAGAGAUAGCCUGUGCUUCUCUGACUGAAGUUCUAGGUAAAAACCCCUUACUGCAGCGAGAGCUGGAUCUGAGUGGGAAAAUACAAGAAGAUUCAAGAAUGAAGCAGCUCUCUGCUCUACUGGAGGAUUUACACUGCAGACCUAAGAAACUUAAGAUGAAUAAGUGCAGUAUUACAGAGGAAGGCUGUGCUGCCCUGUCAUCAGCUCUUUGUUUAAAUCCUUCACACCUGACAGAGCUGGAUCUGAGUAAAAAUCAAAUAGGAAACUCUGGAGUGAAGCAGCUUUGUGCUCUACUGAACAGUCAGAACUGUAAACUGCAGAAACUGAGACUUUCAUUCUGCAGUGUAACACAGGAAGGAUAUUCUGCAUUGGCUUCAGCUCUGAAGUCAAACAAUACAGCAGACCUAAAAGCGCUGGAACUCAUAGGGAACGACCCUGGAGACACAGGAGUGAAGGAACUCACUGACAUAUUUGUGCGACCAAUGCAAACACUGAGGCUGUUGGAAUUGGAUGCAGAGAAAGCCUGCAAACAUCUUUAUCAAAUUCUGGAUAAAAACCCCUUACUGCAGAAAGAGUUGGAUCUGAGUGAAAAAGAAACAGAAAACAUCACUGUGAAGGAGCUGUCUGCUCUGUUGAAAGACCUACACUAUAGAGUGGAGAAACUCACGCUGUAUAAAUCAGGCAGUAAUAAAGAUGAAGACUGUGCUGAUCUGCUUUCCGCUCUCAUUUCAAAUCCCUCUCACCUAAGAGAUCUUGAUGUGAAUGGAAAUGAACUAAACAAGUCAGGAAUGGCGAAACUCUGUAAUCUACUGGAGAAUUCUCACUGUAAACUGGAGAAACUAAAGUUAGUUCAAAGUAUAGCAGAGAAUUCCUGUGUAGAUCUUGCCUCAGCUCUUUGUGUAAAUCCAUCAUAUAUUAGAGAGCUGGAUCUGAGUGAGAAUAAAUUAGGAGAUUUGGGAAUGAAGAAGCUCUGUGUUCUCCUGGAGAAUAAGAAAUGUAAACUACAGAAACUUCUGCUCAAGAAAUGCAGUAUAGAAGAGAAAAGCUGUGAAGCUCUGACUUCAGCUCUAACCUUAAACCACACACACUUAAGAGAGCUGGAUCUAUGUGGAAAUAAGCUAGGAAAGCCAGCGAAAGCACUUUCAGAUCUACUGAAGAAAUCAGGAUGCAAUCUGCGAUUGGAUGAGUCUCUAGGAGAACAGUUAAUUUCAUGGAUCAGUUCAUGGGGGAAAAGGUCUGAUACGCAGUCGGGUGGAAACAGUGCCAAAGUGAAUGUGGGUGAACAAAUACUGGACCAGACUGCAGUGGGCCAGGAUACAAGGAAUUUGGAUUACCAGACAAUGGACCCAAGAGCAGGGCAUCAAGGUACAGGGCAUGAGGUUGACCUGAAAAUGGGCCAGAGUGCAGUUGGUCAAGGUGGAGUGAAUCAGUAUGACCAGUCAAAAGAUCAUACUAAGUAAAACACAGAAACGGAUAGUACUCCACAUUCCUCAAAGAGAAGAGAAAGAAGAUUAAAUAAAAAGUGUUAAAUAACUUUGGCGUACAGACACUUAAUCACGGUCAAACCCAAUUUUUCUUUGAGCAGUGGUUAAAGCUUCUGUCCUACAGCAUUCCUGAGAAAAUGCAGCAUGGUGUAAGGGUGAAGCCUAAAUCUUACAGCAAAAUAUGGUGGGCUUUUAUAAUUAAUUAGAAUAACUGUUUCACUUUUAUGCAUGUUUAUUUAUGCAGAUUGUGUAAUUCUCACUGUUGAAUUGUAAUUUGAAGACUUGUGAGUUGAUGAAGGGUGUGUAAACUUGUGAUUUGUACAAAAGAAACUAUUUGAACCUCCCUUUUUGGGAGGUGCAGGAGAUGGCAAAAGAGGGGAAAGAGCAUUGUUUUCUGUAUCCCUAUGUUUAUUUGGAAUUUCCUAUGUGUACGAAUAAAACAUUUUGAAGUUC